CGCUGUCAAGAACCAACACGCGCAGUGUUUUCCAUCCCAAAGCGGCUUCACGAAAAGCGGCGAGCGAGGGAAGAAGCGGAUGGGCACGGGCGGUACCUGCUCCCAAAGCGGCGCGCAGGUUUCAGGACGAGCCCGCUCACAUCAGCGAGACACCAAAGCGGCCACAGCCACCCUUGUGGGCAAGAUUUGCAUAGGCGCUCUCUCCGCCAGCGCGGAGGGGAAAUGCCGCACGAAAAAUGCCGACGUGGGCAGAGAUCUUGGGAAAGCGGCCCGAUUUUGGCCGCCCCGAGCCGCUCUAAAGCCCCUCCCGGCAUCGCUUCCGUCCGGCUGGGGCAUCCCCGGCAGCGGCGGAGCCGGGGUGGCCUCGGGCCAGCCCCGAUCCCAGUGCCGGCAGUUCCCGUCCCUCCGCAGCUGCGCCCGCCCAGUUCCAUCGCUCGGCUGCAGCGCCCGAGGAACCAGGAGGGACCCCCGUGAGCACUUACCUGCAUCCCUGAACUUCUCCCGGCUCACAUCGCUCGGCUGCAGCGCCCGAGGAAUCAGGAGCGAUCACCGUGAAUCCCUCCCCGCAUCCCUGCGCUUCUCCCGGCUCACAUCGCUCGGCUGCAGCGCCCGAGGARCCAGGAGGGACCCCCGUGAGCCACCUCUGCUCCYUCACCACAUCCCUGCGGCUCCUCACGGACCUGUAGCUGAACCUUCCCCAGAGUGCUUUCUGGCAAGAGCGAGCAGAAGUGAACAGGAUUUAGCAAAGGUGAAAAAKGCUCUCCUUCUGUAA
Molecule: messenger RNA, 772 nt
Organism: Malurus melanocephalus (red-backed fairy wren)
Lineage: Eukaryota; Metazoa; Chordata; Aves; Passeriformes; Maluridae
Exons: 2
Coding region: 80-772 (230 amino acids)
Source: RefSeq, a predicted model, not a curated record